ACCUGAACUUAUGAAUUUCUUUUUUCUCUCCUCUGAUCCUCUGACAGUUGCUAGAAGAGAAGCCCCUCUGACCAGCAGAAUGACAGAGGGUGUGGAGGUCUCCCAGACCCCGAGGACCACACAGAGCAAUAAAUUUGUCAACUACUUUGGAAGAGCCAGCCCUGAAACAAGUGAAAGCUCAGAAACAUGGAGUCUUUCUGAGAUGAGGACAGAACAGGGCCAAAAAGAAAGCUCCAAAUCUGAGGAACAGGACGAUCAGGAGGAAGAGUCCAUCAGCCUCCCUGAAGAGGCGCAAUGCCACAUGGGACAGAGUCAUAGUGAGCAUCUGGACGGAGGCUGGGGUUGGGCUGUAUUGGCUGCUACUAUGCUGGUCCUGGCAUUGACGCUAGCCUUUCCCUCCUGCAUUGGCAUCUUUUACACAGAUUUGCAGAAGGAGUUCCAGGCGACCAACACCGAGACAUCCUGGGUGCCAGCUAUCAUGACAGCAGUACUACAUGCAGGAGGCCCUGUAUGCAGCAUUCUUGUUGAGCGCUACGGUUGUCGAACAACUAUAAUGGUGGGUGGGAUCCUUAGUGGACUCGGAUUGGUUGCCAGCUCCUUUGCCCAGACCAUUGUAGACCUGUACAUUGCCACUGGAGUGGUCACAGGACUGGGAUUCUGCUUAAGCUUUCAGCCAGCUGUCACCAUGGUUGGCCACUACUUUGUACGCCGCCGUGCCUUUGCCAGUGCUCUUUCAUCCACAGGAACUGCGCUGGGCUUGACCAUUUUGCCCUUAUUGUCUAACUAUCUGUUAGGUCAGUUUGGCUGGCGAGGCAGCUUUCUGGUGCUGGGUGGCGUAGUGCUGAACUGCUGUGUGUGUGGGGCCGUUAUGAGGCCUUUGGGGACCGAAUUUAAGGCAAAGGAAAUAUCAUUUCAUCCGAUUACUCCAGUGCCUGAAACCAAUGGUCUCCAUGUUCAACGAAAGCAAGAGGGCUGGAAGGAACGUCUGCAGCGUUCACUGUCAAGAGCUGCGCCCUUCCUGUGCAGACACCUGGCUUUCGAUUUAAUGCGAACCCACUUACGCUUCCGUGCCUACGUCCUGGGUGUGUCAUGGAUGAUGCUGGGCUUUUUGGUACCGCUGGUCUACUUGGUGCCCCAUGCCACAGUGCACGGAAUAGAUCAGGAGCUUGCUGCUCUUCUUAUGGCUGUUCUGGGUCUGGUCAAUGUUGCCAUUAGGCCAACAGCUGCAAUGCUCUUCGGACUAAAGUGUAUUAGUGGAAACUGUCGGUUCGUCUACGUGUUUGCUGGUGCUCUUUUGGUCAAUGGGCUGAGCAAUUGUGUAUGUGGUGCAGACACUAGCUUUCACACACUUCUAGCCUAUGUAGUGGUGUAUGGUAUAUCUAUGAGCAUCGUGGGCUCGCUGCUCUUCACUGUGCUAAUGGAGACGGUGGAGAUGAGCCGCUUCCAAUCAGCUCUGGGCCUCCUUACCAUCAUAGAGAGCUUUGCCCUCCUGUUGGGUCCACCACUGGCAGGGGUGUUGGUGGACUGCACUGGAGAUUACAGAUAUGUAUUCUACUUCUGUACGGUGUCCGUCUCCACUGCUGGCCUCUUUAUCAUUGUGUCUUUCUACUGGUUGGACAGACAGAGUAACUCAGAUGAGAAGAAAACAUUUCCACCUGAAAACAGUUAUAUUCCGAAGCCCAAAGUCAGUCUGGCUACUGAUGACUGGGAUCAUAAAGUGCCUUUACAUAGGACUAAAGUCCAAGAUAUUAAGUGUGCCACUGAUGCUUGACCGAUACAGUGUAGAAGGCAUUUUUACAUACUACUAUCUGUAUUGUAGAGUAUAUUUCAUGUGCACUCAUUGCCAUUCAUAUUCUAUCUUUAUUCUAUCUUUAUUUCCAAUUUGCCAGAUUGGACUGGAAGUUUGUAUUUGCACACAACACUGCUCAUGGUCGACAAGUGGGCAAGUGCAGUUUACACCAAGAGAACAUCACAGGCCUGAAUGCUUGACCAUGGGGUCCAGUUGGGUUUUGCUGGCAUGGUUUGUUAAAGCAAAAAAGCACAAAAGUAUACCCACUGAUCACAUGUGAUGGGAGGUUUUUAACCUGAUAAGAAAAGUUUAAUCCAGGAUGAUAAUGUACCCCCCCUGUUUGUGCCUUAGUAAAUACGUGUUUGAAAGUAUGUUUACUUACAGUUUCUGAAGACAGUGUGGAUAUUACUCUUGUUAUUGUUUGAAUUAUGUUUGUAUUGUACUCUGUUAAAUUGUAGAACACUAUAAAAAGCUUAAACUUAACUUAAAUUAGUUACUUUGACAAUUAAAUAUGCUUUUUU
Trichomycterus rosablanca is the source of this 2310-nucleotide messenger RNA. RefSeq names its product solute carrier family 16 member 5b (gene slc16a5b). The coding region runs from base 11 to 1771 and encodes 586 amino acids. The transcript has 4 exons. The record is from RefSeq and is a predicted model, not a curated record. Lineage: Eukaryota; Metazoa; Chordata; Actinopteri; Siluriformes; Trichomycteridae. Gene Ontology annotation, biological process: monocarboxylic acid transport; transmembrane transport. Gene Ontology annotation, cellular component: plasma membrane. Gene Ontology annotation, molecular function: monocarboxylic acid transmembrane transporter activity.